GUCUGUCUAGCCAUGCAGCGUCUCUAUCGUACGGUGGGCGGAUCUAGAAGAAAGAUGUCGGCCCCCUCAGAUACGUUUGAGCCACAGGCUUCAGGGGGUCCUCAACCACCAGUGUGUCUGUUGGUGUUGGGAAUGGCGGGAUCCGGAAAAACCACUUUUGUACAGAGACUGUCCGGACACCUGCAUAGCCAGGCCUCUCCACCUUAUGUGAUCAACCUGGACCCAGCUGUGCAUGAAGUUCCUUUUCCUGCCAAUAUUGACAUUCGUGACACUGUGAAGUAUAAAGAAGUCAUGAAACAAUAUGGUCUUGGGCCCAAUGGUGGCAUAGUGACUUCACUCAAUCUCUUUGCUACCAGAUUUGAUCAGGUGAUGAAGUUUAUUGAGAAGGCCCAGAACAUGUCUAAGUAUGUCUUGAUUGACACACCUGGACAGAUUGAGGUAUUUACCUGGUCAGCUUCUGGGACAAUCAUCACUGAGGCCCUGGCAUCCUCAUUUCCAACAGUUGUCAUCUAUGUAAUGGACACAUCACGAAGUACCAACCCAGUGACCUUCAUGUCCAAUAUGCUCUAUGCAUGCAGCAUCUUGUAUAAAACCAAGCUGCCUUUCAUUGUGGUCAUGAAUAAAACUGACAUCAUUGAUCACAGCUUUGCAGUGGAAUGGAUGCAAGAUUUUGAGGCUUUCCAAGAUGCCUUGAAUCAAGAGACUACAUAUGUCAGUAACCUGACUCGUUCCAUGAGCCUGGUGUUAGAUGAAUUUUAUAGUUCACUCAGGGUGGUGGGUGUCUCUGCGGUUCUGGGUACAGGCUUAGAUGAACUCUUUGUGCAAGUUGCCAGUGCUGCAGAAGAGUAUGAAAGGGAGUAUCGUCCUGAAUAUGAACGUCUGAAGAAAUCACUGGCCAGUGCACAGAGUCAGCAGCAGAAAGAACAACUGGAACGCCUUCAGAAAGAUAUGGGCUCUGUGGCCUUGGACACAGGGACUGCCACAGGUAUGGGAGCUUCUCUUGGAGUCAGGAACUAA
Orycteropus afer afer is the source of this 1017-nucleotide messenger RNA. RefSeq names its product GPN-loop GTPase 1 (gene GPN1). Lineage: Eukaryota; Metazoa; Chordata; Mammalia; Tubulidentata; Orycteropodidae. The record is from RefSeq and is a predicted model, not a curated record. Gene Ontology annotation, molecular function: GTPase activity; ATP hydrolysis activity.